This is a messenger RNA of Panicum virgatum (switchgrass), 817 nucleotides long. Its product is annotated as dirigent protein 1-like. The coding region runs from base 2 to 622 and encodes 206 amino acids. The record is from RefSeq and is a predicted model, not a curated record. The transcript has a single exon. NCBI's taxonomy places the organism in Eukaryota, Viridiplantae, Streptophyta, Magnoliopsida, Poales, Poaceae.
CAUGGCCGCAUCGAUGCCUCGCGCCGUCUUCAUCGCCUCUCUGGUGGCGGCCCUCGCCAUGGCUGCCGCCGGCGGGGCAGCGGCGGCGCGCGGCGGCCGCGUCAUCCACCUGCGCUUCUACAUGCACGACAUCACGGGCGGUCCCGGCCAAACGGCGGUGCAGGUCGUCAAGGGCCCGGGGCCGGCGCACCCGGCGAUGCCGGGCUCCCACUUCGGCGACACGACGGUGAUCGACGACGCCCUGACGGAGGGCGACAGCGCGGCGUCGCGGCCGCUCGGGCGCGCGCAGGGGGCGUACACGCUGGCGUCGCUCGGGGAGCCCGUGCUGUGGGUGUCCAUGACCGUGGUGCUCACGGGCGGGGCCUACAACGGCAGCACCAUCGCCGUGGUCGGCCGGGACGACGUCUCGGCGAGCGUCAGGGAGCUCGCGGUGGUCGGCGGCACCGGCGCGUUCCGGAGGGCCACGGGGCACGUGCUGUGGCGGACGGCCAGGAUGGAGUCCAGGGACCACAUGGUGCUGGAGCUCGACGUCUACGCCACCGUGCCGGGCGCGAGCCCGCCGCCGCCUCCGCGCGCCGCCGGCGCCGUGCGUCAGGAGGGCCUCAACCUCUUCAACCUAUAAAUUGACAUGGUUUUGAUUUUGGCCACGAACGCUAAUACGCUAUGGUCCAUCGUGUAAAACUGUUCCAAGUUCGGCAUUUCUCGGUAAAAAGCAGUAAUUGGUUAUUACUGGUGGUGGUGUUGUUGGAUCGGGAGUUCAAAACCAAUGUAAGUUAAUUUGUGUUGAAAUCAAUAAAAUUUGAGUGAUUCGAUUGAA